Messenger RNA from Sphaeramia orbicularis (orbiculate cardinalfish), 957 nucleotides. RefSeq names its product olfactory receptor 11A1-like. Gene Ontology annotation, cellular component: membrane. Gene Ontology annotation, biological process: G protein-coupled receptor signaling pathway; detection of chemical stimulus involved in sensory perception of smell. The record is from RefSeq and is a predicted model, not a curated record. The coding region runs from base 1 to 957 and encodes 318 amino acids. The transcript has a single exon. Lineage: Eukaryota; Metazoa; Chordata; Actinopteri; Kurtiformes; Apogonidae. Gene Ontology annotation, molecular function: olfactory receptor activity; G protein-coupled receptor activity; odorant binding.
AUGGCUCCAUCACAGACCAAGAGGAGGACCAUGGUAAACUCCACACACGUCACACAUUUCACUCUCACCGCUUACUUUGACUCUGGUCUGUUGAAAUAUCUGUAUUCUGUGAUUCUUGCCACUUUAUACGUUUCGAUAAUCGCUGCUAAUGUUCUGCUGAUCGUGGUCAUCUGUGUGAACAGGAGCUUACAUGAACCCAUGUACAUAUUUCUGUGCAGUCUGUCUGUCAUUCAGCUGUACGGGAGCACAGGGCUGUUCCCCUUCCUCGUAGUUCAGAUCUUAUCAGAAAACCACGAUGUCCCCACUUCAGUUUGUUUCCUGCAGAUUUUCUGUUUACACUCUUACGGACUCGUGGAAGUUUUCAUCUUGUCUGCCAUGUCAUAUGACCGAUACGUCGCCAUCUGUCAUCCUCUGCAGUAUCACACACGUAUGACCAGAUACAGAACUACCACGUUAAUCGCUGUGUUGUGGUUUUAUGGUUUUUUUGCUUGUUCUGUCAUGGUGUCUUUGAGUUCGUCUUUACAGCUGUGUGGAAACAUUAUUAACAAAGUCUACUGUGAUAAUUACCCUGUUGUGAAGUUGGCCUGUUCUGACACUACAGCACUUAACAUUUACGGACUGAUUAUCAGUUUUAUCAAUGUUUUCUCUCCUCUGGCGUUUAUCGUCUACACCUACAUGAGGAUCCUUAAAGUGUGUUUUUCUGGAUCUAAACAGACCAGACUUAAAGCUGUCAGUACCUGUACGCCUCACAUCGCUUCACUGUUAAAUUUUAUUCUCGGGGCCAGUUUUGAGAUCGUACAGAGCAGGUUUAAUAUGAACCAUGUUCCCAAUGUACUGAGAAUAUUCUUAUCACUGUAUUUUAUCACAUGUCAACCACUGUUUAACCCUUUAAUGUACGGGCUGAACAUCUUACAGAUCAGGAUGCUCUGUAAACGGCUGCUUUGUGGCAAAAUGUAG